ACUCUGCCGAGACGAGCGCAUCAUCAUUCCACCACCUCCGUCCCAUCCCAAGCACACGACACGAGAGCGCGCGCGCCACCGCUCUGCCAGGCCAGUCCGGGACAUGGGCACCACGAACGAGCUGAUGCACCGCCACGUCCAGGCGGCCGCCGUGCCACCGCUGCCCGCGUCCUUCGCGGCGACCAGCGCCAGGGGCAUGGGGUCGCAGCCGGGGCAGGGCGGCAGGCAGCGGGCGGGGCUGCCCCCGACGCCGCCCUCGGGGGCCGGCUCCCACUCCCUGCACGUCGCGGACGCGUGCAUGCCGAUGCAGGACGACUCGGCGCCGCGCAAGGCGCACCGCCGCUCCCGCAGCGACGUCCCGUUCGGCUACUUCCCGCCGCCGUCCCCCAAGACGGAGUCCGGCUGGGGCCUCCCCUGCGCCGGCGGCGGCGGCGGCGGCGGCGGCGACGAGCUGUUCAACGCGUUCAUGAGCAUGGAGGGCAUGGACGGGCUGAACAGCUCCGACGGGGACAGCCGCGGGAGCAGCAUGCCCCCGGCCAACGGCGCCGACAGCAGCGAGAACGAGUCGGAGGACUACAGCGGCGUCGAGAGCCAGGUGUUCCUCUGGGGCGAGGCCGGCAGGAAGAGGAACGCCGCCGGGGAGCCGGCGGCCGCGGCUACCCGGCACGCGCGGAGCCUGUCCAUGGACAGCCUCAUGGGGAAGCUGAGCUUCUCGGCCAACGGCGGGGAGCCGAGCAAGUUCAGCCUGGAGUUCGGCAGCGGCGAGUUCACCCCGGCCGAGAUGAAGCGGAUCAUGACCGACGAGAAGCUCGCCGAGAUGGCCCUCGCCGACCCAAAGCGCGUCAAGAGGGUGCUCGCCAACCGGCAGUCGGCGGCGCGGUCCAAGGAGCGGCGGAUGCGGUACAUCGCCGAGCUGGAGCACAAGGUGCAGAUCCUGCAGACGGAGGCCACCACCCUCUCCGCACAGCUGACUCACCUACAGCGCGAUUCGUCGGGGCUGGCCACGCACAACAACGAGCUCAAGUUCCGGCUGCAGGCCAUGGAGCAGCAGGCGCAGCUGCGCGACGCUCUGAACGAGGCGCUCACCGGCGAGGUCCAGCGCCUGAAGCAGUCGGCGACGUCGGAGCGCGGCGGCGACGCGGGCUCGUCCAGCAACCUGGCGCAGCAAAUGCAGCUCCGCUGCCAGAACCAGAUGCUCGAGAUGCACAAGCAGCAGCAGCAGCAGCAGCAGCAGAUACCCUUCUACCAGCUGGAGCAGCCGGAGCAGAAUGGCGAGUCAAACUGAUGGCUUCAGGAGGAAGAACCCAAUCAAGUUCUAGUCCUUUUAGAUGAUCUGAACGAUUUACUACAUUUCCUAACACAUUUGUUUUGCACGUUGAUCUCGUCUAUAGCUGUUUGUGCCUGUCCGGGGGAAAUAAUCCGGCAGUGUAUUAUUUUUUCUGAAUGAUUUUUUCGUCCCUUCACAUCGUGGCUGGAAUUAAAAUGUCAGAACUAAAUUCAUUUGUAGUAUAUAUCAAAAUCUGUAUUGAGUAAUGUGUGUA
Triticum dicoccoides is the source of this 1541-nucleotide messenger RNA. Its product is annotated as transcription factor RF2a-like. Gene Ontology annotation, biological process: regulation of DNA-templated transcription. Gene Ontology annotation, molecular function: DNA-binding transcription factor activity. The record is from RefSeq and is a predicted model, not a curated record. Bases 104 to 1285 code for a protein of 393 amino acids. Lineage: Eukaryota; Viridiplantae; Streptophyta; Magnoliopsida; Poales; Poaceae. Gene Ontology annotation, cellular component: nucleus. The transcript has 4 exons.